AUGCUGCAGUGUAAAGCUGAAGAAUUAUCCCAAAAAAUUGGUAACAAUCAGUUUAUUGCUACUGAUGGUUGGUUAAGCAGGUGGAAAAAUAGACAUGAGAUUAAAUUCAAACGUGUGCAUGGUGAAAAAGCAAGUGCUGAUGAUGCCACCUCUAAUGAUUGGAAAAUUGACAAGCUACCAAAAAUUUUGAACAAAUUUUCCCCCGAUAACAUAUUUAAUGCAGAUGAAACUGGACUGUAUUAUCGAGCGACACCUGACGGUUCUUUAUGUUUCAAACACGAAGUGCUAUCCGGCUCAAAAAAAGCAAUGGAGAGGAUUACUAUUUUAUUAUGUGUCAAUAUGACGGGGAGUGAGAAGAGAAAGCUGCUUGUAGUGGGAAAAAGCUUAAAACCUCGAUGUUUUAAAAAUCUGUCUAUUAAUAAAAUUCCAGUGCAUUACCAUGCGAAUAAAAAUGCAUAG
Molecule: messenger RNA, 459 nt
Organism: Daktulosphaira vitifoliae (grape phylloxera)
Lineage: Eukaryota; Metazoa; Arthropoda; Insecta; Hemiptera; Phylloxeridae
Product: tigger transposable element-derived protein 4-like
Exons: 1
Coding region: 1-459 (152 amino acids)
Cellular component (GO): nucleus
Molecular function (GO): DNA binding
Source: RefSeq, a predicted model, not a curated record